AUGCUUCGAGUCUGCGCUGUUCUUUGGCGCCGUCGUGGUGCUGGCAUUAUUGGACUUCCCAAUGUUGGCAAGUCCACACUAUUUAAUGCCCUCACCUGCAGUCAACAGGCAAAAACAGGGAACUUCCCAUUCUGUACAAUUGAUGCCAAUCUCUCUAAAGUCCCUGUUGUAGAUGAUCGUCUUCGUAAACUUGCCGCCUUUACAGGAGCUCAGAAAAUUGUAGAUGUGGAGAUUGAUAUUGCCGAUGUUGCUGGAUUAAUUGAAGGAGCCUCAAAAGGCGCGGGACUGGGAAAUAAAUUUCUUAACGAUAUUCGUCCAUGUGCGAUUUUACUACACAUGGUGCGGUGCUUUGAAAGUGCGAGAGAUGGCUUUGAAACCCCAACGCCAUUAGAUGAUAUUAGCACUAUUGUAAAUGAACUCGUAUUGGCUGAUCUGGAGGCGAUGGAAAAGGCCGUUCAUAAAAUUAAUAAAACACGAAAAUCGGGAGAUGCGGGAUUAAAUUUUUGUCAACGUGUGGUCUCUUGGUUACAAGAUGGUAAACCCGCAUCUAUGAUGAAAUUAAAGAAUGAAGAAGAAAUACAAUGGUUACAACAAUAUCAACUUCUUUCAGCAAAACCCAUGUUGUUUGUAUUAAAUGUAGAUGAGACUAGUGUGGUAUCGGGAAAUAAUUUUACAAAAGCUGUAGAAGAUAAGUUUGGAUUGGAUCAUACUUGUCGAGUAUCCGCUUCAUUAGAAGAACAAACCUCACAACUUAACUCCCGUGAGGAACGUCUUUUAUUUUUACAAGAGUAUGGUGUGGAGAUACCAAGAGGUGAGGUAUUAUUACGAUCUGCUUAUCGUAUGUUGCGAUUACAAUCUUUCUUUACCGUUGGACCUCUCAUGGCUCAUGGUUGGGCAACAACAGAGGGCGUUAAUGCACGAGAGGCCAGUGGAGAAAUUCACACCGAUAUGGAAAAACACUUUGUACGGGCAAAGAUAUUACCAUGGGAUGUGUUUAUUACGAAACCGAAUCUCGAGGCAGCGGAGAUGCAGAUGAUGUACGUGAAUGCCAAUCAUAUUAUGAAGGAUGGAGAUGUUAUGAUUGUUGAACAUAACGCUCCGAGAUGA
Molecule: messenger RNA, 1107 nt
Organism: Trypanosoma theileri
Lineage: Eukaryota; Euglenozoa; Kinetoplastea; Trypanosomatida; Trypanosomatidae
Product: GTP-binding protein
Exons: 1
Coding region: 1-1107 (368 amino acids)
Cellular component (GO): cytoplasm
Molecular function (GO): ATP hydrolysis activity; ATP binding; GTP binding
Source: RefSeq, a predicted model, not a curated record